Diachasmimorpha longicaudata is the source of this 2032-nucleotide messenger RNA. RefSeq names its product sorting nexin-12 (gene Snx3). Lineage: Eukaryota; Metazoa; Arthropoda; Insecta; Hymenoptera; Braconidae. The record is from RefSeq and is a predicted model, not a curated record. The transcript is spliced from 4 exons. Bases 212 to 703 code for a protein of 163 amino acids. Gene Ontology annotation, molecular function: phosphatidylinositol-3-phosphate binding. Gene Ontology annotation, biological process: late endosome to Golgi transport; endocytic recycling. Gene Ontology annotation, cellular component: retromer complex; early endosome membrane.
CGAUUGUCAGACGGGCUGUGUCUGUGACAGUCGGUGAGAGUGAAAAGUCAGCACUGAAGUAACGAAAGAGAUACAACUCCUCCAGUAUUGUUAUCAUUAUAAAGUCGUUAUCUCGUGCCUCGUACGCGAGUAGGUGGAUAUUUCUCGUGCAUUGUCACACAAGAGAGUGGUAAAUUCGUUGUUAUAGUCGUCAGAUAGUUAUUAGUGAAUAAUGGCAGAUACAACAGUGGACGCAACAAGACGUUUGAAUGUCAAGAAACAGACGUUGGAUGAUGCAUACGCUGCACCAGCGAAUUUUCUCGAGAUCGACGUGAUCAAUCCGAUCACUCAUGGGGUCGGCAAAAAACGAUACACCGACUACGAGGUUCGCAUGAGGACUAAUCUGCCGGUGUUCAAGGUGAAGGAGUCGAGUGUCAGGAGAAGGUACAGCGACUUCGAGUGGCUGAGGAACGAACUGGAACGCGACAGUAAGAUCGUGGUGCCUCCUCUACCCAGCAAAGCUUGGAAACGACAGAUGCCUUUCAGAGGUGACGAUGGGAUUUUCGAGGAUGACUUCAUCGAGGACCGGAGAAAGGGACUGGAGAUAUUUGUUAACAAAAUUGCUGGACACCCCCUGGCCCAGAACGAGCGAUGUUUACACAUGUUCCUGCAGGAGCCCAUGAUAGACAAGAACUAUGUCCCCGGUAAAAUAAGAAAUACGUAGACUCACUCUGCCACUCGUAAAAUUAAUUCUUACCCCGUGGUUUUUCAAAGAGCAGUCUUUCAGAGUCAUAAAUCGCCUUCAUUAAUCCCCAAAUAUUCACGAAAACCGGAGAUUUAUCGAUGUUAUCGCAGUGUAUUUAUUUCUCUCAAACCGAUAAGAGGAUGAAAAAAAAAAUAGAAUCAACAUUCUCGGUUGUAGACAGGAGGAGCGAUUGAAAUGACUCGGGUGCUACUCGAAUUUAAAAAAAUCUGAGGAUCUGUGGAACUUUCGGCUCGUCGGUAAAAAAAAAUUUCAAUCUAUAAGCUAAAUAAAAAAUAAAUUGACAGGAUUCUGGUGGUGAUGAUGAUAAAGAAAUAACCAUGACAGAUUUUUUGAUAUUUACCAUAUACAUCAGGCGGGUGCAAAUGAUUUUUAAUUACUAGCUGUAUUUAUAUUAUGAAUAUAUUGUCUUCAACAUUGUGACUUGUUGAUAUCCACUCUGCACCAGCAGUUGAAGAUAAUUUUUAAUUAUUAAUUUGCAAUGAGAGCAGAACAGAAGAAGAACAUAAUGUUACAGUAUGAAAUCACGUAGAAUUAAGAAUAAUAUUGUAAUAUUAUUAUUAUAUCCAUGAUAUAUUAUAUAAUAAUUAUAUUAAUAAUAUUAUAUUAUCUUGUUGAACGAUUGAGAUGAAACUAUUUGUGCAGGAUGUGAUGAACACAGAGAAAAAAAAAAGAUUGUUGCCAAAUAUUCAUUUUCUUGAGAGAAAUAUUUAUGAAAAAAUAAAUAAAUAUGUUUCUGAAGACAAUGAGUAUUGAGAAAAAAUAUUUUUUUUUCUCCGUGAGGAUGCAAUUUUUAUCACUUCUGAGCCAUCGCAAUUUCUUGAUUUGAAAUAAGUCAGUUUAACAUUCAGUAAGUUUUUCAAUGCUCACAUCAUUUUAUUUUUCAAUUAUUUUUUUUCAUUAAUUAGGAGAAAACAGCGAGGCAGGGAGUACCGGCAUCGUUAAUGAGAGAUAAUGGAAGUUGUGGGGGAGAUGGUGGUACUCUCUACCCCCCCGUACCCGAAAUACGAACGAAUAAAAUCCCAUUGUGAUCGGAGUAUUUAAAUAAUGAUAUACGUAUAAUUUAAAUGAUAAUGCAAGUUAAUGUGGAUAAGGAAUUUACAAAAAAUUCUUAUCGUAAUUUGUACAUUGUACGUAAUUGAGUGGAUCUGUCAAGCACCUUUAUCCGGCAACUACACCGUAUUAUAUCACAAUUGUGGUGUUUAUACCUGUUUGUUGCACUCAAUUAUGAUUUUUUGAAACAGAAUUAACAUUGGAAAAAUUAUGAAUAAAAUCAUUAAUUUUCAAGGA